AUGGGAAAGCCUCUAAAGGACUACAAUGAUAUAAUGGCAGCGUGUAGGACCCGGCUGGUCACCAACACUACCACCGCAAAAUUCGGCGACAAGACAUUCGAAUUCUUUCCGUUGACAACCAUUCGGCAAGUCGCUUCUGCAGGCAGCGUCAGUGGUAUUUUCCACUUCUCCGGGCUGGACACCGACACGGUGUACGAACUGAAGAAUAGGAUCCGGUCAGGCGGUGAGCGUUUGUUUGCUCUCGCUAUAUACUGCGGUCUCUCGCCACCUGACGUACUCUUCGUCUUGACAACCCACAAUGAUGAUGCCCUUCCUUUCUCGCCAAAAGACUGGCUUGGGGUGACCGAAGAACAAUCAGACUCGGUCUACAGUACUAUUUGCGACGCACAACAUCUCUUUACUGUCCCUGAACUUCAAGAAUCUCAAUACAGGACCGAUCUCACGGGUCAUGCCAUUCCGAUCGAAUUCAACAGAGGUGUCAACCCCGACGUUGGCGAAGGUUCCGGAGGGAAAGUCUACAAAGCCAGAAUCCACAACAGCUGUGCUUCCUUUUUACGAGAGUCCCAGGGCGCCCACGACUGGUCUAGAUAUCUUGCACUCAAAGUCAGCAAAUUUCGGGAAGACGCCGAGCGGGAAUGCGAUUUCCUCGAGACUUUGGCCCGAUCUCCAGGCUCACACGAGCAUAUCACUACAUUCUACACUGGCUUCGUAUUCGAGAAGAAGGUAUACCUCAUCGCGGAGCUAGCGGAUGGCAAUUUGGACGAUUUUAUGGCGAAGCACCCUGAACGCCGAGCUGUCAAAGAUCUGGAUCGCGAGUGGCUUUUGGCACAGCUCCGGGGCCUUGCGAGUGCUCUAGAGGUUCUUCACGGUCAAAUGACAUACCACCAUCACGAUAUCAAGCCUGCCAACAUCCUAGUAUUCAACGAUCCUGCCGCUAACGUGAAACACAGAUUGAAGUUCACCGACUUCGGCUCCGCAGGCUUUGCCGGGUGUAUCGAUGCGACCGGACGUAGUGCAAAAUCGAAGAUCAAAGGUAACACACCAACGCUACCACCGGAGACGUACAAGAACGGGUCAAGCUCUCGCCCACAUGAUGUUUGGUCGCUAGGAUGUGUCUUCCUCGACAUUUUGGUGUGGUAUUGGAAAGGCUGGGAAUAUCUGAAGGAGUUUCGUUCCGAGGUGGAGGAAGAGAGCGUAGCUUGGUGCUAUUACACUGUAGAGGAUGGGAAUGUGACGAGAACUGAGGCAGUUUCGGCUGCUCUAGAUGAGCUUGGGCCAACUGAAGCGGAACUCGUUUGCGUCAUACAAGACAUGCUAGGAAUCGACCCAGGUUGUCGACCGAACGCAGCCAGUGUGUGGGAGAGACUGGGCCCGAUAGAUUAG
Alternaria hordeiaustralica is the source of this 1383-nucleotide messenger RNA. RefSeq lists its product as uncharacterized. Gene Ontology annotation, molecular function: ATP binding; protein serine/threonine kinase activity. The record is from RefSeq and is a predicted model, not a curated record. The coding region runs from base 1 to 1383 and encodes 460 amino acids. The transcript has a single exon. Lineage: Eukaryota; Fungi; Ascomycota; Dothideomycetes; Pleosporales; Pleosporaceae. Gene Ontology annotation, biological process: peptidyl-threonine phosphorylation; peptidyl-serine phosphorylation.